Molecule: messenger RNA, 333 nt
Organism: Trichoderma citrinoviride
Lineage: Eukaryota; Fungi; Ascomycota; Sordariomycetes; Hypocreales; Hypocreaceae
Exons: 5
Coding region: 1-333 (110 amino acids)
Source: RefSeq, a predicted model, not a curated record
AUGCCUUCCGACAUCCCACUUCUUCUCCUCAGCCUCGGACGGCUGACGGUGAUCAACGGAGCACCGGCCGACAUUGCUUACUGGAACGUGUCUGGGCCGAAAGCCAUCAUCGACGACAGCAACGGGCAAGUGUGCGAUAUCGUACGAGGACUCCUUGCCCGCCACAUCACGUACCUUAUUCUAUGUAAUCUUCCCGAUCCCCUCUGUCUCAUCCGCCACCCCUUUCAGAACCUCCCGCGUCUAAACCAACUUGCAAUGCAUCUUACAGGCGGAGGGCAACCAGUCAUGGUCAUCACCUUUCGCGCGCCCAAGGGUCGGGAAUCCUCAGCCUAA